This is a messenger RNA of Ostreococcus tauri, 1779 nucleotides long. Its product is annotated as Zinc finger, PHD-type, conserved site. The transcript has a single exon. Lineage: Eukaryota; Viridiplantae; Chlorophyta; Mamiellophyceae; Mamiellales; Bathycoccaceae. The record is from RefSeq and is a predicted model, not a curated record. The coding region runs from base 1 to 1779 and encodes 592 amino acids.
AUGAUUUACAAGCGAGGAUGGUGGUGCGCGUGGUGUGAAUCGACGUUCAAGAGGGGGGCGGAAGGAGAGAAGGUUGCGUAUUGGAUCCCGUGCGAUUACUGUCAUCGAUUCACGCACCAUCAAUGCGAAGAAGAAAAUGAAUGCAGAGCUUUGAGCGGCGAGACGUACGCGUGUCCGACGUGUCGUGAGAAGGAUACAACGCCAAAGACGGUACCGAGCAGAGCCGAGGUGAAGCUGUCGAAGGGCACAGAGGUGAAGAAAGUCGGUCGCCGGCGGGUGUACUCGAGACCAUUUGACAACGACUCCUCAGCGAUGCGAGCCGCAGAGAAGCGAGUGAACACAGGUAAACGAGCGCGCAACGAUUCGAAUACGAGGCAGGGGAAAAAUAUCAAGAAUAAACGACAUUUCAGAUCCUCCGGGAAGUCCGGAAAAUCUGAAAACUCCGCAAAGUCUGGUUCGUCGGCUCGACAGGUAUCAAAGAGCGGUCCCGCGGCUUGGCUCUCGACGUUAGCGCACGCUGCCACUCGCGAGCUUCCCACGCGUGCCACGCGCAGAUACGCGCCAAAGCAGCAGACUGAAGAACAAGAAAAGCAUGAACAAUAUGAGAAGGGCGAAGAAUCAGAAGACGAAAGAGCGCAACAGGAUGAGGAGAAGGAAAAGCAACAAAUGCAGGUGGAAAAAGAGCAAACGACAUCGGAGGUUUCGCUGCGCCGCAGUUCACGACCGCGCCCGUCGAAGGAUCUGGCCAAAUUGUCUGGAAGAGACGAGCCGGAAGAUGAAACACGAACGCAUCCAUGUUCACAAAUCGCUGAAAAGGGCGCGAGGCGAUCGCGCAGUGGCCGCUCUCGAAGUGGCGUGCGAAAGUCAAAACCACUUUUCGAUUCUCAACAAAUGUCGGACGUUCUCUUUCCGUUUGAAACUGGAGGCAUGGUUGGCCCUCUGAGUCAGCUUGGCUCGUUGCUGGACUUGCAUGAACCGCAAAAUGUACCUGCGGCUCCUUUAUUGACUCACAACCGUGUUCCCGCGGCUCCAAUAUUGACGCUAAAAAAACCGCAGAAGCAGCGACCGUCUUCGAAGAAGCAGCGACCGCCUUCGCAACCGAUAGCUCGAACACGGCCUCUUUCGGUGUCAACGACUCAACAGCGAGCCUCUUAUGAAUCUGAACUCGAAAGUCUGGAGAGUAUUGCGAACAGACUCUAUGAGUCUCUUGACCCGUCUUUCGAUCAGCAUACGAUUUACUUGAAUGUUUGCAGACUCCUCCACGAUCUCGCCUGUACACAUGGCACCGCGGCGCGUGAAUCGAUAAUCAAAACCGGUCUAAACGACGUGGUUGGAGCUCUUUUGGUAAGCGACGACGUUAGGGUACGUCUCGCCGCGGAUGGUUUGCUCAAAAUCCCAUCAUGGCGCGAGGCCAUUUGUGGACGACCGACACCUCAACGGGCGAACCCGACAGGCUUCUUUCCCACGAUGUCCAUGUUCUCCGGUUUGGCUUCUGGGAUGCCAUCGAUGCUGGGUGGUUUUGCGUCAGCUGCUCCUACGCCUACAAGUCAUGUCGUUGGAAAACCGGUCCCGAUGCGUCCUCGUUGUCCGCGUGACGCGCAAGAAGCUCGAAACGCCAGAACGAUUACACUGGGUAUGUCCCAGUCAUCUCCUACGGAAACCAUCACGCCCGAUGCGUCUCAGCCGGCCGCUAUCUGGCCAAAUUUCCCGAUGACGAGCCAAGACGCUGAAGCCGAAGCGGCCCUCUUGUUCAGCGCGAGCCAGGACCAGGCAAAAUAA